Messenger RNA from Danio aesculapii, 1944 nucleotides. RefSeq names its product KICSTOR subunit 2 (gene kics2). Bases 209 to 1558 code for a protein of 449 amino acids. Gene Ontology annotation, biological process: cellular response to glucose starvation; cellular response to amino acid starvation; protein localization to lysosome. NCBI's taxonomy places the organism in Eukaryota, Metazoa, Chordata, Actinopteri, Cypriniformes, Danionidae. Gene Ontology annotation, cellular component: KICSTOR complex. The record is from RefSeq and is a predicted model, not a curated record. The transcript is spliced from 3 exons.
UAGUGUUGUUGUUGAAAAGUGUCAUGGUGGCGUUCACCACUAAGAAUGUGCAUUUUAUCAACAGAAGACCUUUUGAAUCCCUUUGAAUUGGCUGGUCUGGUUUGUUUGGGACUGUCGGACACCACACACCGCUCACAGCAUACAUUUUCAGCGGUCGUUUAAUAACUGUCGCGUGAAUGAUCAGCAACCGUGAGUUUUCCACAUUAUCAUGUGUGACCCGCAGCGCGAUGAGGAACUGCGGCCGGUCCCGAAAGAGAGAGCCGUGCUGGAGAGUUUCUUCACUCAGCUCGGAAUGUUCUGGUUCGACAGGGCGAAGGAUUAUGUGGAAAAGGAGAAGGACGCCAGUAAGAGCGCAGGGGUCAUUUGGGGGUCUCUGCUGGCCGCUCUCGCGCACCUGGCGGCCGCAGAGAAAGCCUACCAUAACAUGACUUUCCUCGGCCAGAAACUAGGUGGUCAGUCAUUUUUCAGCCGUAAAGACUCCAUCAGGACCAUCUACACGUCUCUGCACAACGAGCUGAAGAAGGUGGUAUCCAUGGGCCGCCACGCACCCGGAGGAUCCACUCCCAACCUGGAGGAGCUGCUGCCGCACCUGUCCGAGCAGCUGUGCCACUUCACGCAGGCCCGCAUGGAGAUCGCAGACUUCUACGAGAAGAUGCACACUCUGGGCAGCCAGAAGACGGUCAACUCAGAGGAGCUGGUGGGCGCGCUGGACAGCAUCCUGCAGAAAUACAGCUCCAGAUUCCACCAUCCAAUCCUGAGCCGCCUAGAGAGCAGCUUCCAGGUGGAGGUGGAUGUGUUGACGCAGCUGCUGCGAUGCCAAGCCCAGAUCUCUGAAUGGCAUUUUCUCCCAUCCCUGCUAAAUCUACACGGCGCCCAUUCCAAGCUUCAGGCUUGGGGUCAAGUGUUUGAACGACAGCGGGAAACCAGGAAACACCUCUUUGGAGGCCAAUCCCAGAAGGCCGUGCAGCCACCACACCUCUUCCUGUGGCUGCAGCGGCUUGAAGCGACGCUCCUAGCAAAGUUUAGCUUCUACUUCCAUGAGGCACUCAGCCGGCAAACUUUGCAGUCCGAAAUGAAAACUCUAACGGCUCGAACCUCCCUCGACUACUUCGGAAAGAUCUCUGCCUUCAUUCGCAAGUACGACGCUUCGAAUGUCUCCCUAGUCUUCGAUAACCGUGGCUCCGAGAGCUUCCAGGGCCACGGAUACCACCAUCCGCAAUCGUACCGUGAAGCUCCCAAAGGUGUAGACCAGUUUCCGGCUGUCGUGUCACUUCCUGGAGGAGAACGACCCGUUACGCAUUGGCCCAAUGUUAUCAUGAUCAUGAGCGAUCGCUCCACCGAGCUCAACACGCUGGAUAAGGUGGUCCACUUUUACGACGAUAAAGUCCAGAGCACGUAUUUCUUGGCUCGUCCCGAACCACACUUCACCAUCGUGGUGAUUUUCGACGGGAGGAAGUCCGAGAGAGAAUCUCACAUCGUGGCUUUCCUGCAGGAGCUGAUAGGAUCCUUGAGGAACUCCAAACCCUUUACUACACUCAAACCAGGAUCCAAAGGCUGAGCUUCUUCGCGUUAACAAUUUCCAACGAAAUAUAGUUUGUUUUAAAAUGACAUUGACCUUGAUAUUGGUUGACGUUGUUCUUUUAUUCACUGUGUUGUCGUUUUAUUUUGGAAUGACUACUGAAGUGGUCCAAAAGCUUUCAAAACACUUUCAGACCAAAGAUCACAGCUGUGAAUUUCUCUCUUUUUUUAAUUGCACACAAAUUGGUUCUUUCAGCUUGUGUUCGAUCUUAGCAGUUGGACUCAGCUUUGUUGAAUAUGAAAGGGACCCAUUGCAAAUAAUUAUAAUUUUCUUACUUAUUUUAAUAACCGAGUUCUUGGUUUUAAUAUUCUGGCUUUUACGUUGUGUAUAUGUUCACUUCUGAAAUAAAGCUUGCAGUUGAGUAA